AUCUCCGCUCUUUUCGUUCUCAAUUCUUUUUCUUGUAAAAAAAAAAUUCUCCUCUUUCUCUCUCUUUCCUUGUUAUUAUUACUCGCUCACUUCUCAAUCAAAGGGGAGAGAGUGAGUGAGUGAAAUUGGGAGAUUUGAGGAUUGUCGAUGACGAUGGAAGGAGCUAAUGAGAACAGAGGAAUUGUUAAGCCGGUGAAUUUUAGAGAGAUGGGGACUAGGAGAGCCCUGAAGGAUAUAAAGAAUUUGGUUGGGGCUCCUCCUUACCCUUGUGCAGUUACUAAAAGGGCUUUGACAGAUAAGAAUGUAAUUGCUGACGAGAACCAGGCCAUCGCAACCCGGCGACCAAUCACAAGGAAGUUUGCUGCUUCAUUGGCAAAUAAACCACAACCUAAUCUUGAGGAUGCAAGUAAUAAGCAUGGGAUUAUUGGGAUUGAGAAGCACAAUAAACCUACUGACGUGGAGUUUGAUCGCUCAGUCAAUGACUUGUCGAUGAUCGAGGAUUCUGAGGAAAUGGAGGAUUGCAACAUUGUCAAGGAGAUCGUGAUGGAGGAUUUAGUUGCGGAAAGUGCGAUGGAUAUUGACAAAUGUGAUGCAAAUAAUCCGAUGGCUGUUGUUGAGUACGUAGAUGAUAUAUACAACUACUAUAAGCGAGUUGAGGUCUCCGGCUGUGUAAGUUCUGAUUACAUGUCAAACCAGUUUGACAUCAAUGAGAAAAUGCGAGCUAUUCUCAUCGACUGGCUGAUAGAGGUUCAUUACAAAUUUGAGCUUAUGGACGAGACACUAUAUCUCACUGUCAACAUCAUAGACCGAUUUCUAGCAAGGCAAUCUGUCAUUAGGAAGAAGCUGCAAUUGGUUGGAGUUACAGCAAUGCUUCUUGCUUGCAAGUAUGAGGAAGUAUCGGUUCCAGUCGUCGAGGAUUUGAUCCUAAUCUCUGACCGAGCUUACAAGAGGGAAGAAGUACUUGAAAUGGAGAGAUUGAUGGUGAACACUUUGCAAUUUAACAUGUCGGUGCCAACUCCCUAUGUUUUUAUGAGGAGGUUCUUGAAAGCAGCUGAAUCUGACAAAAAGUUGGAGCUCCUUUCCUACUUCAUCAUCGAGCUUUCUCUUGUCGAAUACCAAAUGCUCAAGUUCCAGCCUUCACUGUUGGCCGCUGCAGCCAUUUACACUGCUCAGUGUAGUCUAAAAGGCUUCAAGCAUUGGACGAAGACCAGCGAGCUACACACUGCGUAUACAGAGGAUCAACUUCUUGAGUGUUCGAGACUGAUGGUGGAUUUUCACCAGAAGGCUGGGGCUGGGAAGCUCACUGGCGUUCACAGGAAAUACAGUACUUUCAAAUUCGGAUGCAUGGCGAAAUCUGAACCUGCUCUUUUCUUGCUGGAUACAAGACUCUAGUGUUUUGACAUAGAUUUUCAUGAGGGGGGGUUUGACAUAUGACGGCUAACCUAAGACGGGUUCUUAUAUUCUGGCAACAAUCAAUGACGCAACGGCGUGCAACGUAAGUUGCGUAAAUUUUGGCAACUGAAGUUGCAUUGAAACUGCAUUUUAUGUUUCUCGAAAUCUCAUACAGUCUCUUGUUUGCUGAUGAGUAUAUAUUAUCAGGGUUUCUUAGUUUAUAUGCUCGAGGUGAAUGUUCGACACUUGUAAAGUGACAUUAAUGUGUUUAUUAUGUCGUCGUUAAGUGGUCGAAAUAAGAGGUAUUCUUUUAUAAAGAUUUCUUUUUUUCCUCCUU
Messenger RNA from Asparagus officinalis (garden asparagus), 1729 nucleotides. RefSeq names its product G2/mitotic-specific cyclin-2-like. NCBI's taxonomy places the organism in Eukaryota, Viridiplantae, Streptophyta, Magnoliopsida, Asparagales, Asparagaceae. The record is from RefSeq and is a predicted model, not a curated record. Gene Ontology annotation, molecular function: cyclin-dependent protein serine/threonine kinase regulator activity. Bases 148 to 1392 code for a protein of 414 amino acids. The transcript has 12 exons. Gene Ontology annotation, biological process: regulation of cyclin-dependent protein serine/threonine kinase activity; mitotic cell cycle phase transition. Gene Ontology annotation, cellular component: nucleus; cyclin-dependent protein kinase holoenzyme complex; cytoplasm.